Messenger RNA from Laccaria bicolor S238N-H82, 1371 nucleotides. RefSeq names its product GTP-binding protein. The record is from RefSeq and is a predicted model, not a curated record. Lineage: Eukaryota; Fungi; Basidiomycota; Agaricomycetes; Agaricales; Hydnangiaceae. The coding region runs from base 1 to 1371 and encodes 456 amino acids. The transcript is spliced from 38 exons.
AUGUCUCUUUCCAAUGUUGAAUCCCAGGCCACAGAGGAUAUAGAAAGACAACAGAGCCGAGCACGCAGAGUUCGAAACCUCACCAACCGCUUUCGCGUUCUCAUAAUUGGCCGCGCCAACGCGGGGAAGACAACCAUCCUCCAGCGAGUUUGCAAUACAACGGAACAGCCAAAAAUUUUCAGUCCGGAGGGUCAUGAGGUAAUGUGGAUCUACACUCCCUAUUCCAUUUUACUGAAAGUGUGGCAGAGAGGGGAGCAUGAUAUUGAGAAUGAAAUGAUAUUUGAGAGCAAUAAGGCAUUUGUCUUUCAUGACUCACGUGGCUUUGAAGCAGGCAGAACAUCUGAGUUGGAUAAAGUCAAGGAGUUUCUGCAAAAACGUUCAACCAACAAAGAGCUCAAGGAUCAUCUGCAUGUGAUUUGGUACUGCAUCCCAAUCAAUGAUGAAGCCAGACCAUUUACAAGAGCAGAGUUAAAUUUCUUUGAUGAGUAUGGAACUGGUAGAGUUCCAGUUAUUGUUCUGUUUACAAAAGCAGAUAUGCUUGAUGCCCAAACCAUCAAACACCUGGUUGACACUGGAAUGGAUGUUGAAGAUGCUGCAAAUAAAGCUCCAGAAGAGUCAGUUGCCAUGUUUGAAAAGAGGUUUGGUCAGCAACUCUACAAGAAAAAGUAUCAUCCCAAGGAUUAUGUGUAUUUUCGAGACAUGCAAAAUCCUACAAGUGACUGUACUGAACUGCUGAGGAAGACAGCAGCCACGUUUUCAGAUGAUACACUCUUACAGCUGUUUCUUACAGUGCAGCAAAAUAAUGUGGCUCUGUCAAUUGAAUAUGCAAUUAUAAGAGUUGUCUUUCCAGAUUGGAAGUUAUUCAAAGAAAAGAGAGAGUGGAGGAAGAUGGUUGAGAAGAUACUGAAUUAUUUUCCACAUAUGGUGUGGUGGGAUGAUGCUGCUGAUGAUUUUUUUGCUGAUCUUCUUGCUGAUGAUGAUGAUCAAGUAACAAGAGCAUGUCUGGGUUUUGAACAGCGACGACGAAGCAUGGUCUGGGUUUUGAAUGGUAUGAUAAGAAAUGAUGAGAUUACAGCAAAGGAUGUCCUCGAUCAUACAGACUGGUCCUUGAUUCACAAUACCAAAUCCUUCAAGGACAUUGCCUUUCUAUGUAUUGUGACUGCUAUCAUUGCAGAGCACUCUUUCUUUCUGUGGAAACAGAAUCCUUCAAAGUCCACUGCCCCCUUCAAAUCAGCCAUUCAAAAGUUCAACUUGUCUGCUGACAUGGCAAAAAUCAAUACUGCCAUUGAGGAGGCCUCUCAUAUGAAAACCAAGGAACAAAAGAAACAGGCUCUUGUAAAGAUUGCUAUGGACAAUCGUCUUCCUUUAUAA